Psilocybe cubensis is the source of this 387-nucleotide messenger RNA. RefSeq lists its product as uncharacterized. Gene Ontology annotation, molecular function: structural constituent of ribosome. Lineage: Eukaryota; Fungi; Basidiomycota; Agaricomycetes; Agaricales; Agrocybaceae. Bases 1 to 387 code for a protein of 128 amino acids. Gene Ontology annotation, biological process: mitochondrial translation. The transcript is spliced from 2 exons. Gene Ontology annotation, cellular component: mitochondrial small ribosomal subunit; ribosome. The record is from RefSeq and is a predicted model, not a curated record.
AUGACUAUGCGUAUUCGAAUGGCUAUGCAUGGCCACCGCCACAGGAAGAUCUUCCACGUUGUAGCCAUUAAUAGCAAGCUGCGUCGGGAUGCCAAACCCACAGAGCUUUUGGGUGUCUACGACCCUCAUGGUGCUGAUGGACGCGACGCGAGGACAGUCCGCUGGAGUGUGGCUAGAAUCCAGCAUUGGCUAAACGUCGGUGCCCUUCCUAGUAAAUCAGUUGUGAAACUAUUGGAAUUGGGCGGUAUUCUUAAACCUGGCUCUCCAUAUCACCCUAGAGGUACACAACCACGACAUCCUUUGGCCGAGAAAUUCAUACCUCCGUCCCCUGAACCAACUCCAAUCCCAACUCCGACCAAGAAGACCCCAACGAAGAAGGCAUCAUAA